AUGUAGUAAGAAGAAGUUGUCUAAGACGAAGCAUUCAAUUAGAUCCUACAAAAGGUUAUAGUUGAAGUUAAUGGUUUUUUCGAGUUAAAGGAGUACAUCGGAGCCAAAAAACCAUCAUUCAAUUUUAUUCAAACCUCAUUUUCAAAUAUUGUGGACCAAGGUAAUAAUAGAGCAAACCUUGAAUAGAAUGUUUAGAAGAUUCUUGAGGAGUUACUCAGAAAUAAUGUACAAAGACUUUUUAUCAGAGUGUUUUUUUAAUACCUAAAAACAAACCAAGAGUAAAUGAAUUUAAGGCAGUUUUAAAAUUCAGGAAUAGCCAAAAUUUGGAAGGAAUUAUAAGUUUAAGAAUUGCUUGAUUUCAUUGAGCUUUUCGAUUUAAAAAAUUUGAUCACUGAAAAAUAAUUGCAUCAACACUUUAAGGAUUUACUUUAUAAAUAGAAAUUUGAUGAUGCCUACUUGUUUUAUACGUGUAUAAAAUUACCUCAGGAAUGUUUUAAUAAAUUAAUAGAGCAAAUGUUAGCUAAUAAUGAUGCCAGCAAAGCAGCAGAUUUUAUCAAAAAAUAACAUAUAGAUCCAGCAAAUUAUCCCAAGUUAGUGGAGAGACUGUAAAGAAAUUGUAUAAAAUACAUGUCCAAAGAACACCCUUGGUAUAAAAAUGAGGAAAUGCUCUUAUAUUAACAAUAAUUGUUAGUUAAUUUUUGCGAAUAUGCAUAUUAAAAUCAUAUGUAAAAAGAAGCUCUUUCAAUCAUUAAAAGAAAUAACCUAAUAAACAUAAUAAAGAACCCAGUUUAAAAAUAAUAAAUGCAAUCAGAUUUAUAGAAUGGAUUCGAGGAAAUCCCAAAUCCUCUGUUUGUUAAGGAUGAAUUUAAACCUGUCGAGGAGUUUAUAAAUAAUGAAAUCGAUGCUUAUUUGAAUUGCAAGGAUUUUGGUUAUCCUGAAAAUCAAAUAAUAUUUAUUGACAAAAUUGAUGAGAACUAUUUUGAUGCUUGGAAAUGCAUUCAUUCAAGCAAUGCUGUUGGUUAUGAUUGUGAACAUGUAACACCUUGGACCAAGUUGGAUCUUGAUGGAUUCAAAGUUUGUUUUGUGUAAAUUGCCACAUCAAGUCAUGCAUUUUUGUUUGACUAUUAAAAACUCAAAGACUCUGAGGAAUUUAAAAAUGAUGUGAGAUAACUGUUGGAGAACGUUGGAAUCUUGAAAAUCGGUUUGAGUUUAAAGGAUGAUCUUAAGCAUACUGUGAACUACUUGAAAUUAAAGAACAUAAAAAUUGGGUCAAUUGUGGAAUUGCAAUCGUGUUUCAAAGUGUUAGAGGGAGAUUAAAAACUUAGAUCUUUGGCCUAUAUAUCUGAGUUCUAUUUUAAAAAGAAAUUAAGUAAAUUUGACACUUGUAGCAAUUGGGAAUACAGACCAUUACGAAAGGCUUAAGCUCAUUAUGCUGCCUUAGAUGCCAUCAUUUCUUUAUAAAUAUAUUUAUCUAUGGUAGGGAAGAACAAUUAGGCAUUGGAAAACUUAAAGCAAGAAUUAUCUUUGGGUUGAUUAUAAAUGAGUAUUCUAUAUUUUUAAGGUCAAUAUAAUGAAAGGAUUUACUAA
Molecule: messenger RNA, 1587 nt
Organism: Paramecium tetraurelia
Lineage: Eukaryota; Ciliophora; Oligohymenophorea; Peniculida; Parameciidae
Exons: 4
Biological process (GO): nucleobase-containing compound metabolic process
Molecular function (GO): 3'-5' exonuclease activity; nucleic acid binding
Source: RefSeq, a predicted model, not a curated record